Messenger RNA from Dracunculus medinensis (Guinea worm), 19050 nucleotides. NCBI's taxonomy places the organism in Eukaryota, Metazoa, Nematoda, Chromadorea, Rhabditida, Dracunculidae. The record is from the annotation of a GenBank genome assembly.
GCUGGCGACGAAAAAGCGAAAGGACCAACAUUUCUCAGUAAACCGAGAAUUAUACCUAAAGAUGAUGGCGCUCUUAUACUUAUGGAAUGCCGUGUAAAAAGCGCAACGAGGCCAAUCACUGCAUGGUUCAAAGAUGGCAUUCCAGUUCAAGAAGGAUCUUUGUAUAGGAUUGUUUUAUCGGAUUUGGGCGACUCAUCCUAUCUUUGCUUAUUAGAAAUACAUAAUCCUUCGACGAGCGAUGCGGGACAAUAUCGAUGUAAUAUAAAAAACGACCAAGGUGAAACAAAUGCGAAUUUAUUGUUAAAUUUUGAGCAGGAUGAAAGCGAACCUCAACAAGAGAAGAGGACACCAAAAAAAGGGCUGAAAUCUCGUGAAGGUACACCAAAGAAAUCACUAAAAUCUCGUGAAGGAACACCUAAAAAGUCAAUGCGAUCGAGAACAGCGACACCUACGCAAGAAAUCGAAAUGGCAGGUAUUGAAAAUGGCGCAUUAAAACCACCAAAGGUUGAAAAAGUUGAACCGAUGGAAGUCGACGUUUCACCAACGAAAAGAAAGAGUGAUGCCGCAGCACUUGCACCAAGUGGUGAAAAAAGACCACGCGAAAAAAGUGCAAGUCCUCGACCAAAGAGUCCACGAAGACAUAAAUCGAAAUCAAAAUCUCCAGCUCCCCGAGAAAUGAAGCAGCCUCCAAUUAUUAUAAAUGCGCUUAAAUCGAAGAAAGCUCAUCAAGGUGAAACUGUUGUAUUAGAAUGUGAACUACAGUGUCAUCGAUCGACGAAAAUUACUUGGUUCAAAGAUGGCCGACUAGUUGAGCCAAAUGCAGAUUUUAAAAGCGAUUUUGAUGGGCGUUUCGCAAAAUUAACCAUUAAUAAAUUGACUAGCGAUAAAUGUGGUUCAUACAGGUGCAUAGCAAAUAGUGAUUAUGGUGAAACAAAAACUUCAGCAUCGGUCACAUUAGAUUCAACUGGUAUUAAUUUACGCAACAUAAAAAUUUAUAGAAAUAAUCGUAGAAAAUCGCUAAUCAUAAUGAAAUCUCAUCGAAAAAAAGUUGUGCCUGAAAUCGACAUUCAAAAAGUUGAAACAAAAAGCGCAAAAGCUGAAACAGAAGUAAAAAAAUCAGCGGACGAUUCGAAAUUGACUGAUAAAAAAGCGAAAAAAUCCAGUCUUUUGAAAGAUAACAAUAAUUUGAAAUCGGAAAUGGAAAAAGAUAACGAAAAAAAGCGAACUGUUUCGCCAAGGCCUUCAAUAACGAAAGAGGAAAGUGAUGAAGAAUCACAAGCAAAUGAUGGAAUACCAUCUUCUGGGUUAACUAUACCUCAACACUUGAGAGCAAAACUAAUGGGCCAAAUGACUGAAAGCCAGUCAAUGACGAUUGGCGAUUCAGAAGACGAAAUGACAGAGUCGAUUUCUGAACUUCCAUCAAUAACCGUUCAGAAAGCGAAGAAGCGACCAUCAGCGAUGGCCGAUCAAGCGAUUGGUAAAAGAUUAUCGCCGAGACCAAGUGAAAAUGAAAAUCGCGCACGGCGACGAAGUAGCAUUGAUAUGCGCCAAGAGAAUUUCCAGAGUCUUAUAGAUAAACCAUCGACUCCACUCGUUGCAAGCGGUCCUGUCGGUCCACCCCAUAUCGUUGAAAUACCUGAAAGUGUCACAGUUGGUGAAAAUGAUACAGCUGUGAUAAAGUGCAAAGUAGAAGGCAAUCCUGUGCCAACAUUCAAAUGGACGAAAGGAUUGCGCGAAUUGAUGAGUGGAGGCAGAAUAAAAGAAACAACGGAUAGCAAUGGAACAAUCACCUUAAUAAUGCAAAAAUGCCGAUCGCAAGAUGAUGGACCAUACACGUUAACUAUUGAAAACGAACAUGGAACUGAUUCUGUAACUGUGAAACUUCUUGUUACUGCCUCUGAACCUGGAUUAGAUUUCAGAGCGAAAUUGAAGCAUAGAGAAUCGUCAAUGUCAACUAGAGACGAUUCAUUAUCGGCAAAAGGAAAUGAAAGGCAAAUGAGUGAAGCAGAAAGAAGGCAAUCUUUAUUUCCGGGUAAAAAAUUAGAGAAAUGGGAAGUUCCAUUAGAGGAUAAAACUGUUCAGCAGCAAGUUGAUAAAAUAUGUGAAUGGAAAUGUACAUAUUCUCGACCAAAUGCGAAAAUUCGAUGGUAUAAGGAUAAAAAAGAAAUAUUCAGCGGUGGAUUGAAAUAUAAAAUAGUUAUCGAAAAAGCUGUUUGUACUUUGAUUAUAAAUAAUCCUGAAGUGGAGGAUAGUGGCAAAUAUACGUGCGAAGCAAAUGGCGUACCUACUACGGCAAUAUUAACAGUAGAAGAGCCACCAAUGAAAUAUAAUUUUAUUAAUCCUUUACCAAAUACGCAAGAAAUUUAUCGAACCAAACAAGGAAUCCUUACUUGCAAAGUCAACAAUAAACGAGCACCUCUUGUUUGGCACCGCAAUGGAAAAGCUAUAUCCGAAAGCGAUCCAAGAUUUAUAAUAGAAAAUGAUGCAGUUGGACGAUUCACAAUAACAAUAAAAGAAGUGAUUCAAGAGGAUCAAGGAGAAUGGAUGGCAAAAAUAACCAACGAUGUAUUUAGCAAAGUUCAAGUAUACGUCGAAGAACCUCGAACAACUUUUGUAAUUCCGAUGAAAUCACAAAAAGUAACAGAAAAUGAAAUAGCGGUAUUCGAAUGCGAUGUAAAUGAUAAAGACGGUGAGGUUGAAUGGUACCACGAUGGUAUUAAAAUCCCAAUUGACGGUAAAAAAUAUAUCGCUGAGGCAAUUAAUAGAAAAAGAAGACUUACAAUAAGCGGAGCGAAAUUGGAAGAUCAUGGUGAAUAUAAAUGUACGACGAAAGACGAUCAAACUCUUGGACAGCUUAUUGUCGAUGCUUUGAAUAAAUUUAUUGUAAAAUUGAAAGACGUCGAAGUGUUUGAAAAGGAUGAUGAUACGAAGACGCCUGGUAUUUGGUCAAGGAUGGGUAAAAUAAUAACAUCAAUGCCCGGAGGCAAAUAUGAAACAUCAUCAAGAAGCGGCGUUCAUACGUUAAAAAUUUCAAAAAUCGAGCUUACAGAAGGUGAAACCUACGAAAUUAAUGUCGGCGGUUUAGAAGGAUCUUGCAACGUUACUGUACUUGAAGCCGAAAAAAGACCUGUAUUGGAUUGGAAACCUAAAAAGAUUGAAAUGGAGGUUGGUAAGCCAGAAGAGAUCAAAGUACCAUUCUCGAUUAAAGGAGCUAGAAGAGGUGAUCCCAAACCUGUCCUACUUCGUAAUGGCAAGCCAGUUGAUUUGGAAAAAAUGAAAGAUCUAAUUGAAGUUGUCAUAAAUGGCGAUGUUGCAGAAAUUAAAUUCAAGAAUCCAAAAAAAGAAGAUACUGGUAAAUGGGCACUGGAACUAUCAAAUUCGGGUGGAACUGCUCUGGCUCCUUUCGAAGUAUUUGUUAAAGAUAAACCAAAACCACCAAAAGGACCACUUGAAGCGAAUAAUAUUUCUGCCAAAGGAUGCGAUUUAAAGUGGAAUGCUCCUGAACCUCAAGAGGGUGUACCUAUUAAAGGUUAUAUAGUAGAAAUUCAAGAAAAUCAAGGAAAAUGGACGAAAGUUGCCGAAACAAAAACCACAGAACUUCAGGUGCGAGAUCUUAAGGAAAAUGGUGAAUAUAAAUUCCGCGUAAAAGCUGUCAAUGAAGUCGGAGAAUCUGAACCAUUAACUGGGGAUUCAUUUAUUGCGAAGGAUGCUUAUACACCGCCUGGUAAGCCAAAAAAUAUGGAAGCAGUUGAUAUCGAUAAAGAUUCACUUACAUUACAAUGGCAACCACCAGAAAAUGAUGGUGGUGCACCAAUCGAAAAAUAUAUCGUAGAACGAAGAGAUAAAUCCAUGAAAACUUGGGAUGAAAUUGGAACAGUGGCUGCAGAACCAGAAAAAACAGUUUUUAGUAUAGUAGACAACACGGUGGCCGAAGGCAAAGAAUAUUAUUAUCGUGUUAAAGCUGUUAAUAAAGCGGGACCUGGUGAUCCAUGCGAUCAUGGCAGGCCUUUUAAGAUAGUUGCAAAACCUGAAGCGCCUGGUUUCCCUGGUGGAGGAAUUCAUGAUCUUCGACUGAAAGUAGGAGAGACCAUCAAGUACGACAUAGCCAUUGUUGGUGAACCUUUACCUGAAGUAACUUGGAUUGCUUGUGGCAAGCCUUUGAAGGCUAGCGAGCGAUGCAAAAUGACAACUGAGCGUGGAAAGCAUGUUUUAAAGGUUGAAAAUGCAAAGCGUGAAGAUACAGGCCAGUACACGAUAACUUUAAAGAAUGCGAGUGGCAAAUGUGAUUCUACUGCCACUGUGACCGUCGUUUCUAAACCGCUCCCACCGAAAGGACCUUUAAAUGUGACUGAUAUUUGUGGUGAUGGUGCUGUGCUUGAUUGGAAACCACCUGACGACGAUGGUGGCGAACCCUUACUAGAAUACGUUGUGGAAGCUCAAGAUAUUGAUAAUAAAGGGCAUUUUGUCCCUGUUGGUAAAGUAUCGGCCAACGAAACGAAGCUGAAAAUCACUGGCCUAAAGAACAAAGGCAAUUACAAAUUCAGGCAAAUUUUAGACUUUACCUCGGUAAAAGCUGUGAAUAAAGAAGGAGAAUCCGAUCCGCUUUCAACUGAUCAAUAUAUAUUAAUCAAAGAUCCAUGGGAUGAGCCUGGUAAACCAGGUAAACCUCAAAUCACCGACUAUGAUGCUGAUAGGAUUGAUCUAGAAUGGGAGCCACCAUCUAAAGAUGGCGGCGCUCCAAUUGAAGAAUAUAUCAUAGAAAUGAAAGAUCCUCGUUCGAAAAACUGGGUUGAAUGUGCUCGAUCUCCGACAACGAAUGCAUCCAUAAAAAAUUUGAAAGAAGGCAAUGAGUAUCAGUUCAGAGUAAAAGCAGUGAAUAAAGCUGGUCCAGGUCAACCUAGCGAAGCAUCUGAGCGACAAAUAGCGAAAUCGAAAUUCGUUCCUGCAUGGUUGAAACACGAAGCAUUACGAAGCAUGACAAUUAAAGCAGGACAAACAGCUCAUUGGGAUGUCGCCAUUGGCGGAGAACCACCACCAGAAGUAAACUGGUUUAAAGGAGAUAUUCCUUUAGCAAAAAAUGAUCUAAUUCAGAUUGAAAUUAUAAAAAAUGAACGUACAAUCCUUUCUGUUCAAUCAGCAACUCGUGCUGAUUGUGGAAAAUAUAAGUUGAUGGUUAAGAAUUCAACAGGAAAAGAUGAAGAGGCUGCUGAUUUAACAGUCUUAGAUAAGCCGGGCAAGCCACGUGGUCCUCUACAGGUAUCAGAUAUAUUCGAUUCGAACUGUAAUCUAGCAUGGAAGCCGCCAGAAGAUGAUGGUGGAGAACCAAUUGAUCAUUAUGAAGUUGAAAAAUUAGAUGUCGAAAGUGGUCGUUGGGUGCCUUGUGCAAAAGUAAAAGAUACAAAAGCACAUGUGGAGGGACUUAAAAAAGGCCAAACUUAUCAGUUUCGAGUUAAAGCCGUUAAUCGUGAAGGCGUUAGCGAUCCACUCGCAACGGAUGGUUCUAUUGUCGCUAAAAAUCCAUAUGAUGAACCUGGAAGAACAAAUGCACCCGAGAUUACUGAUUGGGAUUCCGAUCGUGUUAAUCUUGCAUGGGAUCCACCAGCUAAUGAUGGUGGUGCACCUAUAACAGAUUAUAUUAUUGAAAAGAAAAGCAGACAUGGCCGGGAAUGGAGUGAAUGCGGUAGGACGAAUGGUCCUAUUUGUGAAGCAGAAAUUCGAGAUCUUAAAGAAGGAGAAGAAUACCAAUUCCGAAUUAAAGCGGUGAAUAAAGCUGGUCCUGGUCAACCUUCAGAUCCUAGUAGGAAAAUUAUCGCAAAGCCUCGAAAUCUUAAACCACGUAUCGAUCGUAACUCUAUGAAAACUGUAACGAUAAAAGUUGGCCAAGGUCAUGAAUUCAGUGUUCCAAUAAUUGGAGAACCACCACCAGAAUUAAAAUGGUCCUUUAAUGAUAAGCCAAUUGAAAAUGACCCAAGAAUAAAGAUUGUUAAUGAGGACUAUCACACAACCUUUUCUCUAACAGAUGCAACUCGACGUCAUGCUGGUAAGUACACACUAACAGCCUCAAAUAUCAAUGGAACAGACACAAAUUCUGUUGAUAUCAUCGUAAUUGGAAAGCCGUCAGCUCCAGAAGGUCCUCUGGAGGUUUCUGAUAUCCAUGACACUCAUAUGAAUCUUGAAUGGAAACCACCAUUGGAUGAUGGAGGAUGUCCAAUUGACCACUAUAAUAUUGAAAAAAUGGACCUUGCUACUGGACGUUGGGUUCCUUGUGGAAGAGCAGAUGGUACCAGUGCAACAGUCACUAACCUACAACCUGGAAAAACAUAUCAGUUUCGAAUCAGAGCAGUGAAUAAAGAAGGUGAAUCUGAUCCUCUUACUUCCGAAGGUGAUGGAUUCUUGGCUAAAAAUCCUUACGAUGUACCAAAUAAAGUAAAUAAACCAGAAUUAGUUGACUGGGACAAGGAUCACGUUGAUUUGCAGUGGCAAGCUCCUGAUGAUGGUGGAGCACCUAUACAAGAAUAUAUAAUUGAAAAGAAAGAUAAACGUGGUCGUUGGGAAGAGGCGAUGAGGGUACCAGGUGGACAGACAUCUGCUACAGUCCCCAAUCUAAAGGAAGGCGAAGAAUAUCAAUUCCGUAUAAUUGCCAAAAAUAAAGCCGGCUUAAGCGAGCCUUCGGAUCCUAGCGAUCGAGUAAUUGCUAAGCCAAGACGUUUAGCACCACAUAUUCACCGUGAAGAUGUUGAUGACACGGUUGUUAAAGUCGGUCAGCCAGUCAAAUUUACUAUUCAUAUUGAUGGCGAACCUCCACCAAAAGUUUCAUGGACAUGUGAUGGCAAAUCAGUACACGCAGAUAUAGGAAUUGAUAAUGCCGAUUAUGUGACAAAAUUUGCCAUUUCAAAAGCUGUUAGAAAGCAAUCAGGCAAAUACACAAUUACUGCCACAAAUGAAUAUGGAACAGAUUCAGUGACCUUCGACAUAAAAGUGAAAGGCAAGCCAGGCAAGCCAAAGGGUCCUUUAGAUGUGACUAACGUUUUCGAAGAUCGUGCGACUCUGAACUGGCAACCACCUGAAGAUGAUGGUGGUGAACCAAUUGAUCAUUAUGAAAUCGAAAGAAUGGACACAAAAGAUGGAAUAUGGGUGCCAUGUGGACGAAGUAAGGACACAGAAUUUCUAGCUGAUGGCCUCACAAAGGAUAAACAUUAUAAAUUCAGAGUGAAAGCUGUUAAUAUAGAAGGAGAUUCUGAGCCAUUAGAAACUGAUAAAACGAUACAUGCCAAAAAUCCUUUCGAUAAGCCAGGUAAACCAGGAAGACCAACACCAGUUGACUGGGAUAAGGAUCAUGUUGAUUUGGAAUGGGCAAAACCAGUUGACGAUGGUGGAGCACCGAUUCAAGAGUAUAUCGUUGAAAAACGGAGUAAAUACAGCAGAUGGGAGCCCGCUAUAACAGUACCAGCUGAUUCGACAUCGGCUACAGUACCAGAUCUAACUGCUGGUGAAGAAUACGAGUUUCGCAUAAUUGCUGUUAAUAAAGGUGGAGCCUCAGAACCAAGCGAUCCAAGUCAAUCAGUUAUUGCGAAACCUAGAAAUCUUCCACCAAAGAUCGAUCGCAGCGCUCUCACAGCAAUCCAGGUGAAAGCAGGCCAUACGAUAAGUUUCGAUGUUCCAGUAGAAGGAGAACCACCGCCAACGAUAACAUGGAUAAUGCCAGAUGGUCGUGAAUUGAAACAUGGAGGACGAGUCAAACUCGAUAAUCCAGAUUAUCGGACUAAACUGCAAAUUCGUUCCACUGAAAGAGGAGAUAGUGGAAUCUUUACGAUACGUGCUGUCAAUUCCAACGGCCAAGAUACUGCCACAGUUGAAAUUAAUAUCACUGAUAAACCUUCAUCACCCGAGGGACCAUUGAAUGUAACGGAUGUACAUGCAGAUCACGUUACUCUUGACUGGAAGCCUCCUUUAGAUGAUGGUGGAUUACCCAUCGAAAAUUAUACUAUAGAGAAAUUCGAUGUUUCAACGGGUCAUUGGGUGCCAUGUGUAAAGGUUGAUGGGGGACAAACAACGGCAGUUGUUGAUGGACUCAUUCAAGGACAUGAAUAUAAAUUUCGUGUUUGUGCUGUUAAUGCUGAGGGUGAAUCUGAGCCACUGGAAACAAUCGGAAAUACUCUAGCAAAAAACCCAUACGAUGUUCCAGGUAAAACCAGCAAGCCUGAAGUAACUGACUGGGAUAAAGAUCGUGUCGAUUUGAAAUGGAACCCACCAGUAAAUGAUGGUGGUGCUCCUAUCGAAGGGUAUAUAAUUGAAAAGAAAGGAAAAUUCGAUUCAUCAUGGAAAGAAGCGAAGGAAGUGCCAGCUGAUCAAUUAAGUGCGACAAUAGAUGGUCUCAAACAAGGCGAAGAAUAUGAAUUCAGAAUACGUGCAAAAAAUAAGGCAGGUCCAGGAGAUCCAUCAGAACCAUGUGAUCCAAUUGUAACUAAACCACGCCAUUUAGCUCCUCAUAUUGACCGAAGCGCUAUAGAAGAAAUUAAAGUUCGAGCUGGAACAGAGUUUCAGCUCAAUAUUCCUGUAUCAGGUGAACCACCUCCAGAGGUCACGUGGACUUUUAAUGAUGCUCCUGUUGAAUCUACUGAUCGAAUGAAAAUAGACAACAUUGAUUAUAGAACUAAAUUUAUAGUUAAACGAGCACUACGCUCAGACACAGGUACUUAUUUGAUUACUGCAAAAAAUGAUAGCGGAAUGGAUACAGCGGAAGUUAAAGUAACAGUAUUAGAUAGACCGGGAGAACCAGAGGGACCUAUUAAAAUAAGUGAUAUCAAUAAAAAUGGUUGUAAAUUGGAAUGGAAAGAACCGAAGGAUGACGGUGGCGCUGAUAUUACUCAUUAUGUUAUUGAAAAACAAGAUGUAAACACCUUACGAUGGACGCCUUGCGGCGAAGCGCAAGGCACUUCAUUCAACGUGUCUGAUCUUACUGCUGGACAUGAAUACAAAUUUCGAGUCAGAGCCUGCAACAAAUAUGGUGAAUCUGAUCCACUUGAAAGUAUAACGCCAAUCACUGCUAAAGAUCCCUUCGAUACUGCUGGAAAACCUGGUACUCCUGAAAUAACAGACUGGGACAAAGACCAUGUAGACUUACAGUGGACGCCACCCUCAGAUGAUGGCGGUGCACCUAUCGAGAAAUAUAUUGUUGAAAAGAAACUGGCUAGUGGUGAGUGGCAGUUUGCCGAAGAAGUACCAGCCGAUCAAACAACUGCAACAGUUGGACACCUAAAACAAGGUGCAACAUACCAAUUCAGAGUCAAAGCAAUAAACAAAGCUGGAGCUUCGACACCAUCGGAUCCGAGUAGAUCAAUCGUUAUGAAACCACGUCAUCUUCCACCGAAGAUUGAUCGCGCUGCACUACUUGAAAUUCGUAUUAAAGCUGGAGAAACCAUUGCUUUCAAUGUGGGCGUAGAAGGAGAACCAAAUCCGAAGGUUUCAUGGUUUAUCAAUGACACACCUCUCACGACUUCAGAUCACACAAAAAUUGAUAAUUCUAUUGAUAACAGAACUAUCUUAAAAACGAUUAAUGCUACAAGAAGAGAUAGUGGAAUUUACAAAAUUGUUGCAGUCAAUGAUAGCGGCAAAGAUGAAGCAGAUGUCAAGGUAAUUGUUUUGGAUGUACCUGGUGUACCUAACGGUCCACUAGAUGUUAGAGACAUUUGUAAAGAUAGUUGUACGUUGAAAUGGAAAGAACCGGAUGAUGAUGGUGGUUCACCCAUAUCUCAUUAUAUCGUUGAGAAACAAGAAGGAAAUGGUAGAUGGGUGCCUUGUGGUGAAAGUUCUGAUACAACUCUUCGUGUGAACAAGCUUAUAGAGGGUCAGACAUAUAAAUUCCGUGUAAAAGCAGUAAAUCGACAAGGGCAAUCUGAACCACUUACAACUCUUUCAUCAAUUACGGCGAAGAAUCCGUAUGAUGAACCAGGAAAACCGACUGAUGUGAAACCUGUAGACUGGGAUAAAGACCAUGUUGACCUUGAAUGGAAAGCACCACAAAAUGAUGGAGGAGCUCCGAUUGAAAAUUAUAUCAUUGAGAAAAAGGAUGAAUUCGGUGAUUGGACUCCUUGUGCCACAGUACCGGGAUCAAUGACAAAGGCAACAGCUCCAAAUUUAAUUGCUGGCAGAACUUACCAGUUUCGUGUACGAGCUGUUAAUAGAGCUGGAAAAGGCGAACCAUCUGAUCCAACUGAAGGAAUUGUUGCCAAACCAAGAAGGUUAGCACCAAAAAUAAAUUUAGGUGGAUUGUUUGAUCUUAGAAUCAGAGCGGGAAUGCCUAUUCGAAUAAAUGUUGAUUACGAAGGUGAACCAACACCUAAAGCAUUUUGGAAAAUAAGCGAUAAAUUGGUCACUGAUAAUAAUAGAGUUAAUAUCACGACGAAGGACAAACAUAGUGAAGUAGUCAUUCCAUCUUCUGUAAGAGGAGAUAGUGGAGUUUAUACAAUCACAGUUGAAAACGAACAUGGAAAAGAUAAAGCAUCUUGCACCGUCACCGUGCUGGAUGUGCCAAAUGCACCAGAAGGUCCCGUGAAAUUUGAUAAUAUCACUAAAGAAGGGUGUAUUUUGUCUUGGAAACCUCCGCUUGAUGACGGCGGAUCUGAUAUUAUUAAUUAUAUAAUAGAAAAAAUGGAUACAACUCGUGGAACAUGGCAAGAAGUGGGAAGAUCUCCUACGUGCGAAGCAAAAGUCAACAAAUUGGUUAAUGGGAAAGAAUAUAAAUUUAGAAUUAAGGCAGUAAAUUUACAAGGUGAAUCGAAGCCCCUCGAAAGUGAUGCAAUGAUUGCUAGGAAUCAAUUCGAUGUUUCUAAGCCUCCAUCGAAACCCGAAAUAUCAGACUGGGAUGCGGAUAGAAUCGAUAUCGAAUGGAAACCACCAAGCGAUAACGGUGGAUCGCCUAUAAAAAAUUAUAUAAUUGAGAAAAAAGAAAAAGGAAGCCCAUUAUGGACUGAAGCAGGCCAAACUAGAGGUGCAAAAACAUCUUUCUCGGCUACUGGUCUAAAGCCCGGUGCGGAAUAUGAAUUCAGGGUAAUUGCUGUUAAUGAAGCAGGGCCAUCAAAUCCGUCUGAACCAUCAGAUGCUCAAAUGGCUAAAGCCAGAUAUGUCAAACCAGAAAUUCUUACUCAGCAACGAAAGUUCAAAAUUAAAGCAGGUUUAUCGUUAACUAUCGAAGCUGAGUUCAUAGGCUCACCAGAUCCUACUGUUGAGUGGUCAUUCAAAGAAAAUCAACCACUAGCACCUCAGCUUAUAGUUAAUUCUAAAACUGGUGUCACCACAAUUUUUAUACCAUCUGCUAAACGAUCUGAAAAUGGUAAUUAUACUUUAUAUCUGAAGAAUGAAAUUGGAGAAACCAGUGGUAUUUUUGAAGUUAAUGUCCAGGACCGACCAGCAGCUCCUAAAGGUCCUAUCGAGGUUAGUGAUAUAACCAAAGAUAGCUGUGUGCUAUCGUGGGAACCACCAGAGGACGAUGGUGGUGCAGAAAUAACCAAUUAUGUUGUAGAGAAACGUGACACUAAUUCUAAUACUUGGGUGCCUGUUUCAACAUUUGUUGCUGGAACAUCAAUCGUGGUGCCUAAGCUUCAUGAAGGUCAUGAAUACGAAUUUAGAAUAAUGGCGGAAAAUAUAAAUGGACGCUCUGAUCCACUCAGUACUGAAAGUCCGGUGUUAGCCAAAGAUCCAUUCGGAACACCAGGUAAACCUGGUCGUCCCGAAAUCACUGACACUGACGUUGAUCAUAUCAGUCUUCAAUGGACUCCACCUAAAGAUGAUGGUGGCAAUCCUAUUUCGCAUUAUGAUAUUGAGCACAAAGAUUUAAAAACAGGUAGAUGGAUAAAAAUUAAUACAGCUCCGGUUAAAUCGACAAGCUUCACAGAUGAUAGGAUUCAAGAGGGUCAUACUUAUGAAUAUCGUGUUAUUGCGGUAAAUAAAGCUGGCCCAGGCAAACCAUCAGAUCCUUCCAUUCCAGCUAUCGCUAAACCAAUGUUUCAACCCCCCAUUUUUGAGCUUGGCAUUGAUGGAAAAGAAUUUCGAGUUCGUGUUGGUGAGCCACUUGAUAUCACGGUACCAUAUAUUGGCUCGCCCACUCCUAUAAUCAAAUGGUUAAAGAAUGGCCAAGAAUUAGCAAAUAUCGAAACAGAUGAUUCUAAAACUCGAUUAUAUAUACCAGUUAGCAAAAGAACAGAUUCUGGACCAUGUAAAAUCAAGGCAUCUAACAGCUGUGGUGAUGCGGAAGCAAAUAUUAAAAUAUCGGUAUUAGAUAGGCCAUCCCCUCCCGAAGGUCCAAUAGCUUAUCCAGAAACUUCACGUCGCACCGUUACCCUUACUUGGAAGCCUCCGAAAGAUGAUGGUGGUUCUGAAAUCACAGGCUACCGUAUCGAAUAUCAACAAACUGGAUCUAAUGUUUGGGAAAAAGCACUUGAUAACGCUAUGUCUACAACUUAUACGGUUAAAUCACUUGAUCAUGGCAAAGAAUAUCGAUUUCGUGUUCGCGCUGAAAAUAUGGUUGGCCUUAGUGAUCCACUAGAUGGUUUUCCAGUGAUUGUAAAAGAUUCUUUCGAUCCACCUGGAGCACCAUCGACACCAGAGAUUUUAAAAUAUGAUACUAACUCUGUCAGCUUGAAAUGGAAUCCCCCUAAGAGCGAUGGAGGCUCUCCAAUUCUUGGCUACAUUAUCGAAAAAUUUGAGAAAAAAGGUGGCGGUGAUUGGUUGCCUAUAAAAAUGGGUCUUAUUAGAGGUACAGAUGCAAUUGUAUCUGGUCUUGCUGAAGGUGAAACUUAUCAAUUCCGCGUUAGAGCAGUGAAUGCUGCUGGUGAAGGUAUCCCAAGUAAUGGAAGUGAACCGGUUACGUGUCGGCCAUAUAUAAUGCCUCCGGGUCCACCAGAUCAACCGCGUGUUGGCAAGAUAACAAAAAAUUCUGCAGAAAUAACAUGGCUGAGACCCGCAAAAGAUGGCGGUGCUCCUAUUAAUGGCUAUAUUAUUGAAAAACGAAAACCUGGAACUAGCGAAUGGAUACCUUGCAAUGAUAAAUUAGUUAAAGAAACAAGACUAGUAGUAACACCGCUGCCAGAAAAUGAUCAAUAUGAAUUUCGAGUGAAAGCAGUUAAUUCGGCUGGAGAAGGCGAACCAUCGAAACCGUCAGAUAUAGUAACUAUACAAGAUCAGCCAGGAAGGCCAUGUUUAGAUUUAUCAGGUUUAAAAGAUGUUACCGUUCGAGCUGGUGAAACUAUCGAAAUUAAAAUACCAUAUUCGGGUGGCAAUCCAAAACCUAUUGCCGAAAUUUUCAAUGGCGGUAAAGAAAUUUUUGAAGAUGAUCGGACAAAAAUCGAGGUUGGUCCCGACUAUGUAAAAUUAACAACUGUAUCUUCGAAACGAUCUGAUGCUGGACCAUAUCGUAUUUCACUUUCUAAUCGAUUUGGUAGAGAUAAUGGAAAACUUAAUGUGAAUGUUUUGGAUGCACCUGGAAAACCAAUUGGUCCUUUAAGUGCAACAGAUAUUAGUGGCGAUGCAAUGACGCUUCACUGGAGUCCACCGCUGGAUGAUGGCGGCGGUCAUGUAACGAAUUAUGUGGUCGAGAAGAAAGAACCCAAUGGCACAUGGGUGAAAGUGGGCCAGCCUAUUGGCACAAGUUUCCGAGUUCGUAAUCUUGAAAAUGGCAAGCCAUAUGAGUUUCGUGUUUCAGCUGAAAAUCAGUACGGUGUUGGCGAGCCUUUACAAACAAUCGAACCUAUUAUUGCUAAAAAUCCAUUCAAUACGCCUGGACCGCCGGGUCAACCAGAAGCCAUCGCAACAGCUGAAGAAGCUAUAACAUUGCAAUGGUCACGGCCACUAUAUGAUGGUGGUUCACCUAUCACUGGAUAUAUAUUAGAAAAACGAGAGGAAGGAACUAGGGAAUGGUCCAAAUGUGUAUUUGGUCCUCUUAAUGAUAUUCGAUAUAAAGUGACAAGCUUAACUCCACGCAAAAAAUACGAAUUCCGAGUUGCUGCAGUCAAUGCUGCUGGACAAGGCGAUUAUAGUGAAAAUAGUAUUCCUAUAGCAGCACAAUUAGAAGUCACGCGACCGCGUGUGUUACCAUCCUUGUUAGCACAUGAUGUUAUUGCGGUUGCUGGAACACCAGCUAAGAUCUUAAUUCCUUUCGCAUCGAGUCCUGCUCCAGAAAUAAUUUGGAAGAAAAAUGGAAUAUUGAUUGAUGAAAAUAAUAAAAGACCAAAAGUUGAAUCAAAUGAUUUUCUUACACAACUUUCAUAUGACAAAUGUGAACGUGGUGAUUCUGGAACUUAUUCCGUUAAGCUUGAAAAUGAUGCUGGAUCGGACAAUGUCAACAUCCAUUUCAUAGUUGUUGAUAAGCCUAAUCCACCAAGAAAUCUGGCAGUGUCAGAUAUAACACCAGAUUCAUGCAUAUUGAACUGGGAACCACCAAAUGAUGAUGGAGGAUCACCCAUCACUAAUUAUAUAAUCGAAAAAUGCCAUGUUCGUUCUGGACUCGACAACACAUGGGAAAAGGCUUGCUCGUUUGUUAGAGGAAAUAGUUAUGAUGUUAGAGGGCUUAUGGAGAAUGAAAAAUAUAAAUUUCGAGUUAGAGCAGAGAAUCAAUAUGGCAUAUCAGAUCCAGUGGAAAUUAAAGAUGCAAUCACCGCGAAAUAUCAAUUUAAAGUUCCCUCGCAACCUAAUGCACCUAGUGUUCGCGAAAUGGACAAUACGUGGGUGGAUUUAGAAUGGGAUGCUCCCUCGGACGGUGGCUCUAAAAUUCUUGGCUAUAACGUUCAGUAUAAAGAAGCUUCGUCAGGGAAGUGGAUUCCAGCAAAUAUGCAGCUUAUAAAUGGACAGAAUUUCCGCAUUAAUAAUCUAAGAGAUCAAGGAGAAUACGAAUUUCGUAUCAUAGCUAAAAAUGCUGCAGGUUUUUCAAAACCAUCUGAACCUUUCAAGCUUAAACUUAGAUCGAAAUUUGCUCCACCUGGUCCACCAACACAGAUCAGCGCUGAUUCCAUUGGUCGUAACCACGUCACAUUAAAAUGGGUUCCUCCACUUGAUGAUGGUGGUUCAAAGAUUACAGGCUAUAUAGUCGAAGCGCGAGAAAUUGGAAAUUCAUGGCGUAUUGUUAGUGACUACAAUGUUAUUCAGCCGGAAUUCACUGUAUCAAAUCUAAUAGAAUUUCACGAUUACGAAUUUCGCAUAACUGCUCUGAAUAAAAUAGGGAAAGGGCCACCUUCGUUACCAUCGUCACCAAUAAAAAUUCGAGAACUUGGAGGAUCGAAACCGCAAAUCGUUGUUAAACCCGCUGAUAUUACGUCUCCAUAUAAUCGCAGAGCUAUAUUCAUAUGUGAAGCUGUUGGUCGACCAGAACCAGAAGCUAAAUGGUUGCGUAAUGGAAGAGAAAUACCUGAAGGAGCGCGAUAUAGAACGGAAUCUCAAAAUGGUGUUUUCCGUCUCAUUAUUCGAGAAGUGUGGGAUAUUGACUCUGGUGAAUAUACAUGUGAGGUGUCGAAUGUCUUUGGAACUCCACCGGUAAUUGAAAAAGAUAUUGGAAAUGGAAUUUAUGCAGAUGGUGAACUGGUUCGAUUAAAAGUUUAUUUCUCUGGAACGGGGCCAUUUAAAUAUCAAUUAACCCUUAAUAAAGAAGAAAUUAGUCCAGAUCAUCCAAAUAUCCACCUUGUUGACUUCGAUAAUCAUGCCAUUUUGACUAUUCCAUCAAUACAUAAUAGCGAAGCUGGUAGAUAUGAGUUGACUAUAAGUAACGAAAGUGGUGAAGCUAGCACAAGUUUCUGGCUCAAUGUUACCGGUCUACCAUCUGCUCCGCAAGGUCCACUUUUGAUCAGUAGUAUCAGUAAGAGUCAAGCAACACUGUCGUGGAAGCCACCUGUGAACGAUGGUGGAGCUCGGCUAUUGGGCUAUAUCAUCGAGAAGAAGGAUUCAACAAAAGAAGAAUGGACUGAAGUUGCUAAUUUAAUUAAAGACAUCAAUCAUCUUGUUUCUGGCCUUUUUGAAGGUCAUGAAUAUGAAUUCCGAGUGAGUGCUGUGAAUCAGAACGGACAAGGUCCUCCUUUGAUGAGCGAUGGCUCAAUUGUUGCGCGAUUGCCAUUUGAUCCGCCAUUAGCACCUGGAAAACCUGAGGUGACAGAAAUGCUCGAUGAUCAAGUCAUGUUGACUUGGAAUCGACCACAAUCAGAUGGUGGUGGUCGUGUGCGUGGCUAUAUGAUUGAGAAACGUGAAAUAGGAUCUGAAAUUUGGCAAAAAUGUAAUCAAAAUCCGUAUCCAUCAGCAAAUUACCGAGCGAAUAAUUUAAUCGAGGGUCGUGAGUAUGAGUUCCGUGUAUUUGCAGUAAACGAUGCAGGCAGUUCAGAGGCAUCAACUAGUGUUAUGUUCAAAUUCUCUUCAUCCUCAUCUGGGAAAGCACCAGAAAUCACUUCUCCUUUAUCUGAUAUCUCGGGUGAGAAACAUCGAUCAGUAAAACUCGAAUGUUCGUUUAAUGGAAUUCCCACACCCGAAAUUCGAUGGUACAGAGGAUUGAAAGAACUUGUUGAUACAUCUAAAUAUACUAUAAUAAAUAAAAGAACUUCGCAGAUGCUAAUUAUCAAUGAUUUACAAUCGGAAGAUGCAGACGAAUAUUCAUGUCGUGCAUCAAAUGAAUUUGGUUGUCGUUCAACGAAAGCACAACUAUCGAUACGUUCCAAGCCUCGAAUAUUCGUUCCACCACGAUAUCAUGGAGGCUACGAAGCUGAAAAAGAUUCAAAUAUUGAAUUUAAAGUACCUUUCAAAGCAUCGCCACGACCAACUUCAUAUUGGAUGAAGAAUGGUGAACGUAUAACGGAAUCAGAAAAAUAUAAAAUAAUUACGGAUGAAAAAUUUUCAAUACUACAAAUCUCGAAUGCAUCAAAAAUUGAUUUGGGUGAAUAUCGCUUGGUAGUAGAAAAUGAAAUUGGUUCUGAUUCAGGCUAUAUAAAUUUAAAAGUUACUGACUUACCAGAUCCUCCUCGCUUUCCAGUUGUUGAAAAUAUUCUCGAUGAAGCCGUUAUAUUAUCGUGGAAACCGCCCGAAUUCGAUGGAGGAGCUUUUAUUACAAAUUAUAUCGUUGAAAAACGAGAAAGUGGUACCGAAAAGUGGACACAAUGUUCGAAGACUCGUUAUACUUAUUUGACCAUCGAAGGUUUACAGCCAAAGCAAACUUAUCAGUUUCGAAUUAGCGCCGUAAAUAAAUAUGGAACAUCGAAACCAUGCGAACCAACUACACCAACAAGUAUACCUGAGGCACGCUAUAGACGAAAAGGAUAUGAUGUGGACGAUCUUGGCAAAAUCGUUUAUGGCAAAGGUGUGCCAUCUGGAAAUUAUGACAGUUAUGUGUUUGAUGUUUGGAAGGAAUAUUAUCCACAACCAGUAGAGACGAAACGAGAAUCUAUUUAUGAUUACUAUGAUAUUCUCGAAGAGAUUGGAACUGGAGCAUUCGGCGUUGUUCAUCGAUGCGUUGAACGUUCCACUGGUAGAACGUUUGCUGCAAAAUUUGUUAAUACACCAAAUGAUUCUGAUAAAAGUACUGUACGUAAAGAGAUCAAUACGAUGUCGGCCUUAAGAAAUCCUCGUUUAAUCAAUCUGCAUGAUGCAUUUGAAGAGGACCAAGCAAUGAUUAUGGUGUAUGAAUUUAUGUCCGGCGGAGAAUUAUUCGAAAAAGUCUCAGAUAUAAAUAAUCAUAUGUCUGAAAAAGAAGCUAUCGAAUAUAUGCGACAAGUUUGUGAAGGCCUUCGACAUAUGCAUGAAAUGAAUUACGUACACCUUGAUUUAAAACCCGAGAAUAUUAUGUUCACAACGAAAACCAGCAAUCAACUAAAACUGAUCGAUUUUGGCCUCACUGCAAAACUCGAUCCUAGGCAAAUCGUUAAAGUUACCACAGGUACUGCCGAAUUUGCGGCUCCUGAAGUUGCAUCAAACCAACCAAUUGGAUUUUAUACAGACAUGUGGAGCGUUGGAGUUCUAACUUACAUAUUGCUGUCUGGUCUAUCACCAUUCGGUGGUAUAACCGACGAUGAAACACUGAAAAAUGUCAGAAAUUGCGAUUGGAAUAUGGAUGAUCCAUGUUUUGAUAAUAUUUCGCAAAAUGCGAAAGAUUUUAUUCAAAAACUACUAAUUUUAAAUCCCGGGAAUCGCAUGAAUAUCCACGAAGCACUUCAGCAUCCGUGGUUAAAUGAUAUUCCCAAAAAAUCCGAACAAAUUCCAAGCGAAAAAUAUUAUUCAGUUCGUGACAGUGUAAAACAACGAUACAGCGCUUGGCCUGAACCGAAUCCAUCACUUGGUAGAAUUUCAAACUUCAGUUCAUUGAAAAUACACCGUCCAGAUGAGUAUCGCAUUCAUGACGCUUGGUUUAAUCGUGAAGAGGGCCAACCUCGCUUCAUUAUGAAGCCGCUUAAUGAAACCUGCUAUGUGGGUGAUACUGCUGUUUUUAAUUGCAGAAUAAUUUCUGCAACACCACUAACCGUAACGUGGCACAAAGACGGUGUGGAACUAAAGCAGUCAAUGAAAUUUAUAAAAAAAUACGAUUCAAAUAAAUAUACGAUGAUAAUAAAUCGAGUUAAAAUUGAUGAAGACGGUGAAUAUAUAAUAAGAGCUAAAAAUUCUUAUGGAACUACUGAAGAGAAAGUUUAUCUAACUGUUCUUAAAACAGCUGAAACUGAAGCACCAAAACGGAAUGAAGCGCCAAGGAAAAUCAACCGUCAGAAAGAGAUCAUUUCAAUUAAUGAGCUACGAAAUGCACCAAAAUUCAGUUUUCAUUUGCGUCCUCGUUUAAUACAAAAGAAUCAAUCAUGCAAAUUAAUUUGUAAUGUGCAAAGUAAUCCACCUCCGAAGAUUGAAUGGUUAAAGGAUGGUGUGACAGUCAACGAAGAUCAUUUACAAAUCAGCUACAAAAGUGGUGUUUGUACACUCGAAAUAUUUCGAUGUAAACCUAAGGAUUCUGGUGUAUAUACGUGUAGAGCGACUAAUGAAUCGGGUAGUGAUUCAACCGAAUGUAAUGUUAUUGUUCAAGGUAAUUUCUUUUUUUUUAGAUAA